GCUCACACAGAGACUUUGUUGUUAAAGCUGGUUUUUCAACAGUGAAAUGAUGCUCAACGUUGAUGAAACUGGCAUCUAGGGAACUUUAACAGACAGUAUUACUGUUAAGUGAUGGAUUUCAGUUGGAAACGACAGAAAAAUCCUGCUUUGAAGACUCCAAUUCUUCCUGCCUGGAAGCUGUUUGGCUAAGUUAAACGUCGGCUCAGCUUCUGAACAAUAACUGAAGACAGAGUGCUGUCCUAGUCCUCUGUUGGCCUUCUGGAUAGUGCAGCUGGAUAGUUAAAGGUGCAGCUCCGAUAUGAUGAAGAGAAGCCCAUCUCUUCAGCUUGUCAAAAGGAUGCUGAACCAUCACUGCAGAAGGAACCCUGAGCUUCAUGAGGAGCUGCAGAUCCAGGCUGCAGUGGCAGCGGGGGAUGUCUGCACUGUCAGGAGAAUGCUGGAGCAAGGAUACUCACCUAAGAUCCGCGAUGCCAAUGGCUGGACUCUGCUCCACUUCUCUGCUGCCAAAGGAAAAGAGAGAUGUGUUCGAGUCUUUCUUGAGCAUGGAGCUGAUCCCACAGUAAAGGACUUUAUCGGUGGCUUCACAGCGCUUCACUAUGCUGCAAUGCAUGGCAGAGCACGCAUCGCCAGACUAAUGCUGGAAUCUGAGUUCCGCAGUGACAUUAUAAAUGCAAAAAGCAACGAUGGCUGGACACCAUUGCAUGUGGCCGCCCACUACGGUCGGGACUCGUUUGUACGCCUCCUCCUCGAGUUCAGGGCCGAGGUGGACCCGCUAAGUGACAAAGGGACCACACCACUACAGUUGGCCAUCAUCCGUGAGCGAUCCAGCUGUGUACGGAUCCUUCUGGACCACAGUGCCAACAUUGACAUUCAAAAUGGCUUCCUGUUGAGAUAUGCUGUCAUCAAAGGCAAUCACUCAUACUGCCGCAUGUUCCUGCAGAGGGGAGCAGACACUAAUCUCGGACGUCUAGAAGAUGGCCAGACUCCCUUGCACCUGUCUGCUCUCAGGGAUGAUGUGUUAUGUGCCCAGAUGCUCUACACAUACGGGGCCGAUACCAACAACAGGAACUACGAGGGCCAGACACCAGUAGCUGUAUCUGUUAGCAUGUCUAGGAUCAGCCGGCCCUGUCUGGACUUCCUACAGGAAGUCACCAGACAACCUCGGACUCUACAAGACUUGUGUCGAAUAAAAAUCCGUCAUUGCAUUGGCCUUCAAAGUUUGAAAUUGUUGGAGGAUCUACCAAUUGCAAAGGUUAUGAAAGACUAUUUAAAACAUAAGUUCGACAAUGUGUGAAGGAACAACAACGAAAGAUGAGCGGGUGAUUAAAAACACUCUGCUGUCAUUUAUACAAAAUAUGCAAUCACUAUGCUCGUCUGGAAGAAAUGUCCACAGGUCCAUUCUGUACACACUGAAGCAUAGAAAGUCCUGUCUGGUCAUUUAGUUCAUCUGAGAGUCUUCUGCUCCUCUUUUCCAUUUCAGCAUUUUCACAGUUAAAACAGUGGCUAAUGUUAGCAUAGCAUUUUAUUGUGGGGAAAAAACUAAUUUGACAGACAGCAUUGUUACUACAGCUAACAUUUUUUACCAAUUAUGUUGUCACUGUUUAAAUGUGCAUGGUGUUAUUCUCUCUGGGUCUGAUUGUCAAGUGCAUACUUGUGGAUGACUUUGUUUUUAUUAUUGAGCUAUAGGAAGCCAAACUCCAGUUGCUGUAUGACAAUUGACAAUCACGACUUUCUAACCUGCCGCUGUCGUGUCUGGGAAGCCGUCAUUGGAAAGUGUUUGAAAAAAUAGCAGACUCUUUCAGAAAAUAACUGUCAGCUAAUUGGAUGAGCCGUCACAGUCACACGUCUUCUGUGCUUAAACCAGUCAGAAGAAGAGCAGAAACCUUCAGUGCUCUUCUCUGCUUUUCUUUUAAUGUAGAAAUACUCUGUAGAGUUCUGGUAGAACUCAUGGAUGCAUUCUCACGAUUCUUCCAUGAUCUUGUGAUAUUGCCAAGGUUAUUAUAGUUAACGAAAACUAACGAAAUAACGAAAACUGGAAUUGAAAAAACAUUUUCGUUUACUGAAAUAAAAAUAAAAACAAGAGUUUUUAAAAAAAAAACGAAAACUUACUUAAACUGUAUUUUGUGGUUACAAAACUAACUAAAACUAACUAAAAUUAUAGUAAAAUUGUCCUUCGUUUUCGUCUUUGUCAACUUUUUUCAUACGUAAACAUUUUUUGUUGAUAUGAAAUCUAUUUCAUCUAUCUGGUUUUAUGACUUAAUAAACUUAUUGGGGCUGAGAUGGAUCAGACAAAGGAAAUAAAGGCAACAUUUAUUGUGACUUUUUUUAAUCUGGCACCCAACAAAUACCCCAUUACAAAAAACUAAAACUAACAACUAAACUAAAACAAGCAUUUUCCCAAAAAUAAAAACGAAUUAAAAUAAGCAAACUCACUCUUAAAACUAAUUAAAACUAACUGAAUUUGAAAACAAAAAUUGACAACAAAAUUAAAACUAAAACUAAUGAAAAAUCCAAAACUAUUAUAACCUUGGAUAUUGCAAGAAUCCAGAUGCCGUGCAAGGUAAAUUAUUUUCUUUCUGAUUCAAAAUCAGCAAAGAUCCCUGAUUCUGUUACAUCACUAAUUAGUGAGUAAAUCAUCACCAGUAUCUCCAGUUUGUUCAAUGAUUAUUAAGUAAAUAGCACUCUUGUCGUGUCUGUUGACAGGUAAUUCCAAGAGCUCAUUCUGCUUUGAAUAAAAAGCAGGAGAAUUACAAUUUGGAGCAAAAUAUGCAAAGAUCAGUCAGUCUUCCUGACUUAUUUCAGCAGCAUCAUACGUAAAGUUUUGUGCUGGCUAAAUUCCUUUCCCUUUGAACAUAUGCCAUUCCCUACUUUCCCCUUUGUUUUGUUUAAAGUGCAUAUGAUGCUGUGACUUUACUCGUAGACGACCAAAAUAAAAUCAUUCACUCUUUUUCACAUCUUCAUUGGCUGAAAAAAGUCGUUAAAGUGACACUGAUUUUGAGUCAAAAGAAAAUUGUCAUCACUCUAUUAAUUUGCAUUUAGCUCCCUUUAGCUCAGUAAAAAAUAUGAUAUGCAAAAAUAACUUGCACAGAUGCUUCAUCGUGAUAUAAGCAACAAUAUUAAGUGAAGUUGAUAUAAUUUUGGAAUGCAAGUUUAUUGGUUAAAAUGAAUUAUUGAUACUAGCAGAACAGUGAAAGUUCAGUGAUCAACUAUAAAUCAAUCCAUUUCUACACUAUUAUGUAGUACAUUUGAAAUGCACUGUGAUAGAAUUCUGUUUGAAAAGCACCACAUUUACUCACUAAAGCAGUUGAUGGCUCAUGAAUAAUAAGGUUGAGGUGGUUGGAUAAGACUGACACAAUCCUUAGAAGCUACAGUCUGUAAAUAUGUUACAUAUACAACAGAUAUUUUUGUAGAAUUUAUUUAAGCAAUGGUCUCUGGUAUUCUAAUUGUAUUUAAAGUUUGGAAAGUAUUGUGAUUUGUUUGGUGUGACUCAAGUACUUCUAUUUUUGUGUGUCUAAGUUCAAGUUCUCUGUUAUACAAGGAUAAAUUGGAAUCAACAUUUGAUUUUAAGGCAGAAAUAUUGGGUGCUUUCUUAAAAUUCAUCAUCUCUUGCAGGUAACUGUUAUGGGGAUUAUACUGUGAAUUUUUUUCAUUUUGACGAUUCUAAAUAAAAUGUUUUUGAAAUAUUCACAAGUCAAUAACAGUGUUCAUCUGCAUUAACAUGUCAAUGUCAGUUUCAUAUUUGAAAAAGCAUGUUUGUCUCCAUUUUUGGAUUAGGACAUUUUGUGGAAAGAAAGUGCACAUUUUGGAAAUGUAAACUGUGUGCUAUUUGCAGGUAAACUGUGAUUAAAAUUUAAAUUGCUUCAUACAAGAUUACAAACAGACAGUUAGUGGGAUACUAUAGCAAAAGGACUGUAGAGGUCAGGAGAGUUGCAUUUAUUGUUUUUGUUAUUAAAACAACUAAGACCACAACCACAA
This is a messenger RNA of Centropristis striata (black sea bass), 3975 nucleotides long. RefSeq names its product ankyrin repeat and SOCS box containing 7 (gene asb7). Gene Ontology annotation, biological process: intracellular signal transduction. The transcript has 5 exons. NCBI's taxonomy places the organism in Eukaryota, Metazoa, Chordata, Actinopteri, Perciformes, Serranidae. Gene Ontology annotation, molecular function: protein binding. The coding region runs from base 299 to 1294 and encodes 331 amino acids. The record is from RefSeq and is a predicted model, not a curated record.